This is a messenger RNA of Microsporum canis CBS 113480, 789 nucleotides long. RefSeq names its product ESCRT-III component. Lineage: Eukaryota; Fungi; Ascomycota; Eurotiomycetes; Onygenales; Arthrodermataceae. Gene Ontology annotation, cellular component: multivesicular body; ESCRT III complex. The transcript has 5 exons. The record is from RefSeq and is a predicted model, not a curated record. Gene Ontology annotation, biological process: protein transport; late endosome to vacuole transport; endosome transport via multivesicular body sorting pathway. The coding region runs from base 1 to 789 and encodes 262 amino acids.
AUGGAAAAUAGUUUUUGCGGGAAAAAGAAGUUCCGGUCCGGGCCUUCGACGUCACUGCACCGAAGGAGAAUGAAGAUGAUGAAGAAGAGGAAGAGACAUCUGGAUAGAAGCAGAAAGGAAGACCUUAUCAUCGAGUGGGCGUUUGGGAAGCGGAUGACCCCCGCAGAGAGGCUGCGCAAACACCAGAGAGCGCUGGAGAAGACACAGAGAGAGCUGGACAGGGAGCGCGUGAAGCUCGAGAACCAGGAGAAGAAGCUCGUACAAGACAUAAAGAAGAGCGCAAAGAACGGACAGAUAGGAGCUUGUAAGAUUCAGGCAAAGGACUUGGUCCGGACAAGACGGUAUAUUCAAAAGUUCUACUCGAUGCGGACGCAACUGCAGGCUAUAUCACUACGGAUUCAGACCGUCCGAAGUAAUGAGCAGAUGGCGCAGUCGAUGAAAGGGGCGACGAUACUGCUAGGAAGUAUGAACAAGCAGAUGAAUCUGCCUGCCCUGCAGAGAAUUGCUAUGGAGUUUGAGCGAGAAAACGAGAUCAUGGACCAGCGGCAAGAGAUGAUGGAUGAUGCCGUCGACGAAGCAACUGGUCUGGACGAUGAGGAGGAAGGGGAAGAAAUCGUCAAGGAGGUACUAGACGAAAUCGGUGUUGAUCUCGGACAGGCGCUUGGAGAGACACCAAGUGGGAUACAAGGAGCGGCAGUCAAGGAGGCCCGAGUUGCCCAGGCAGUUGGUGGUGGCGGGAAUACGGAUGACGAAGACUUGCAAGCCAGACUGGACAGUCUACGAAAGUGA